Molecule: messenger RNA, 1396 nt
Organism: Oryza sativa Japonica Group (Japanese rice)
Lineage: Eukaryota; Viridiplantae; Streptophyta; Magnoliopsida; Poales; Poaceae
Source: RefSeq, a predicted model, not a curated record
AGAGACAUGGAGCAAAGGCAUAAACCCACACACCCACCCCUCUCUUCACCCAUCCCCCAAAUUCCAAACCCUUGCAACUUCAGAUCUUGCUCUCUUACUACCGUGCCGCCUGCCGGAGACUUGAUUCCAGCUAUGCGGCUCCGAAGAGCUGCUACCAGGGUGCUUCGGCCGGCCUACUCCACCACCCAGGCUGGAGGGCCACGUACAUCUUCCAGCAACCUCUCGUCGGAGCUAGUGAUGUAUGUGCUUCGUAUGCAUGGUGGCGGCAGAGGUCUCAACAACCCUGUGGUUGAUCUAGAGGGUGCAUGCAGCCUGAACCAAUCACCUUGGGAUCUCGCAUGCGAGCUUGAGAACCCCAAUCCCUUGGAGGACCUGUUCAACAAGUAUCUAGUGCACAUCCCUCAUAGGGCUAGUUUCACAUUCAACAACGAUAAUGAUGAAGAGAUGGAAGUAUAUGACAUGAUAUGGAAACAACAGCAGGGUGAGGAAAUGAAGGAUCUGAACCCAUCCCAAAAGGAGAAACAAGAUGGUGAGACCAAAAUGGUAAAGGAUCAUAUGAAUGUGGAACCCCUGGUGCCAGAGGAGGACAUGUUAGACAAGGGGAUAGAAGAUUUUGGCGAAAAGAAGGCUAGUGUUUGGUACUAUCGCAAGAGGUGGCACUGCCAAAACAUCGUCGAUGGGCCCAAGGCCUUGUGUGAAUACCACCUAGCAAAGAGCCACUCCAACACCCCUACUAGUGUGAAAGUUGCAACCGCCCAUUCUAAGUCAUGCUGUACAAUUACCAUGUCUCAUCUCCUGAAAUCUAGCUUCAAACCAACUUUAACUGGUGAAGCAUCAAGUUUGAGGGCAGCAUCAGCAAGCAUACAAAAGAACUCCCAGUCACACAAGAGGAAGGCAGGCAAUGGCUUAAGUGAGGAUACAUACUACUCCUAUAGUUUGUUCAGCCCAUUCCAUGGAAAGGAUCAGGAUGAUAGCAGAAUAGGUUGAGUAGCUACAAUUGAUUAUCAACAGAAGGGGUUUCUACAACAAGAUAACAUUGUCCUCAUAAAAGAAAGAGAUGAUAAUAAGGAAUACAUCGAUGUUGACAACUUGUUUGAUGAUUUCUCGAUCGCAGGUGAUGAUGGGCAAAGCGACAAAGACUACUUUGUUGGUGGUGCCAAUAAUCCCCAUGUUAAGAAAGGGAAACAAUAGAUGGCAGAGGAUAGAGCAGAAUGAUGGCUAAGAAGCACAUUAAUGAAUGGUCUCUCAAAUAAUUGCUCUAGAGUUUCCAUUAAACGAUGGAAGUGUUUCGAUCUCCCCUUGUUGUUUGAUUUAUGUAUUAUGUAUGGAUUGUGGCAUGUCCCUUUUCUGUGAACAUUUUAAUUUUGCUAUAUUUGUAAGUGGAUCAAAUAUAAUU